This is a messenger RNA of Closterium sp. Yama58-4, 180 nucleotides long. NCBI's taxonomy places the organism in Eukaryota, Viridiplantae, Streptophyta, Zygnematophyceae, Desmidiales, Closteriaceae. The record is from the annotation of a GenBank genome assembly.
AUGGAAUUACUCAAACCAUUCCCACAAUCUCAACCCAACCCACGCAGCCACGGCAACGCCGCGUUUCCUCCCAAUCUCCUCGCGACCUCCAUCGACCGCGAUUGCUGCGUGGAUAAUCGCUUCGCGUCCAACCGCGUGAUCCCUGCAUCAGAAUCCAUUCAAAGCGCGUUGAAGCGUUGA